AUGAAUAUUUUUUUUGGCUUUAAUUAAAUGCCAGAGACUCUCAUAUAUGUUUUAAUAUGUGUCUGUUCUCUUCUUUCAGAUGGCUACACCACAGAUGACAUUGAGUUUUACUGGCGAGGCGGCAACCAUGCGGUAACGGGCGUUGAAAGGAUUGAGCUUCCUCAGUUCUCCAUAGUGGACUACAAACUCAUCUCCAAAAAUGUUGUGUUUUCUACAGGUUCAUACCCUCGCCUCUCCCUGAGCUUCAAGCUUAAGAGAAACAUCGGCUACUUCAUCCUGCAGACCUACAUGCCUUCCAUCCUAAUCACCAUCCUAUCCUGGGUAUCCUUCUGGAUCAACUAUGAUGCCUCGGCUGCCAGGGUCGCUUUAGGCAUCACCACUGUGCUGACCAUGACCACCAUCAACACACAUUUGCGGGAGACUCUUCCGAAGAUUCCAUAUGUCAAAGCCAUUGACAUGUACCUGAUGGGCUGUUUCGUCUUCGUCUUCCUGGCUCUGCUGGAGUAUGCGCUGGUCAACUACAUCUUCUUUGGCAGGGGACCACAGCAACAGAAGAAAGCUGCAGAGAGAGCCUCCAAAGCCAACAAUGAAAAAAUGAGAAUGGAUCCCAACAAAUGGUUGGUGGGAAAUGUAGUUCAGAGAGACGAUGGUCUGUAUGCCAGAAUGAAACAGAGGGAUAUUGACGCGCAUGACUCCAUGUGGGAACCAAUCUUUGUGGACGAUGCAGCAUUAGGACUAGGCGAUUCAAAAAAUAAGAUGGACCCCCAUGAAAACAUCCUUCUCACUCCUCUGGAGAUCAAAAAUGAAAUGGGCACAUCAGAGUUAACCCUGGGUUUGGGUGACCCCCGUGCGACCAUGCUUGCCUAUGACAGCACCACACUGCAGUACCGGAAAGCCGGCCUGGCCAGGCACAACUUUGGACGCAAUGCGCUGGAACGCCAUGUUGCUCAGAAGAAGAGUCGACUACGGCGGCGCGCUUCCCAGCUUAAAAUCACCAUCCCUGACUUAACUGACGUGAAUUCGAUCGACAAAUGGUCGAGAAUGAUCUUCCCCACAGUAUUUUCAUUCUUCAAUGUUGUCUAUUGGCUUUAUUAUGUCAACUAAGUGGAUAGUGGGGCACCUCCCAGAAGCGCCACUUAUUUUUACGUCCGUAUAUAUUCUUCCGCUUUCCUGCCAUCUGAUUUUGCAAUACAGGCAGGACUUAGGUUGACAGAUUCAAAUCAGGACUUAUUCUCUUUGGCCUCGAGUUCACCUUAAUUGCUGGCUGACACAGAUAUUUUGAAGAGGUUGAGAACAAACGGUGCCUGCUCCAAAAAAAAAAAAAAAAAAUCACUAGGUUUUCAUGUGUGUGAGUGACUU
Molecule: messenger RNA, 1359 nt
Organism: Danio rerio (zebrafish)
Lineage: Eukaryota; Metazoa; Chordata; Actinopteri; Cypriniformes; Danionidae
Source: RefSeq, a predicted model, not a curated record